Folsomia candida is the source of this 3120-nucleotide messenger RNA. RefSeq names its product SET and MYND domain-containing protein 4. Bases 1356 to 2258 code for a protein of 300 amino acids. The transcript is spliced from 4 exons. Gene Ontology annotation, molecular function: protein binding. The record is from RefSeq and is a predicted model, not a curated record. Lineage: Eukaryota; Metazoa; Arthropoda; Collembola; Entomobryomorpha; Isotomidae.
UCGCUCGUUCUACAUACGUAUCUACUUAAUACAGAGGUUAAUAAAUCCUAUUUGGAGAGGUUUUAAAUUUGGCUAUAAAACUUCAGUCGAUUCGAUGAAUUUGUUUGGAUUGUUCAAUGGUUAGCCAGCCUACAUAUAUCGCCGAUUUCAAGAACUCGUUAUUUUUCCUAUAUUUUCGAGGUCAAACUUCUUCAACUACUAGCGAAGAAUUUUCUAAAACACCAAAAAAAGUUGCAGUUCGACAGAGGAAAAUCUAUUGUUUUAGUAGUCCAAACCCUUUAAAAAUCGAAAGGAGUAGCAUCAGGACUUGUCGCAGGUGUCUGGGAAUUAGGAAUGAUUGAGAUCCCUAGCAUUUCUUUUAACUCGGCUGCAUGCUGGAUCGUUUUCCGAGAGAUUUUAGAUAGAAAGUUAUUUUAUAUGUGAACUUUGAUCCUAUUUGAGACUUUUCUCAAAGCUUAAUCUUAAUAACCCGUCCCACAUUUAGUUGACAUAUUUUAACAACUUUUCCAAUUUGAUUUUGGGACGGAGGAACUUCUCGGGUUUACAGGGCGUCGAUUUUUCGAAAAAUGGUACGCGAAACUUUUUUGGGGGCUACAACUUUAUUGGGGAUUGCAGCCCCGCUAAUUCUAGUUCCAACGGCAUUAGUUGCACUAGAUAUUUACUGCUGAAUGCGCAAUACUAUAUCCGGAUUAUAUGUAACAACUAGUCCAUGCUUUUCGUUUGUGACAAUCUUCGUUCGGAAAAAUACUUUAUGAGACGGUCGAUUUCGUAUGCCAGUUUCCUGUGCAUUUUCUCACCCAUAUUUGUCAACCAAGUGUUUUAUGUACACCAAAUGACAUUUCGGAAAUAAAAUUACAUUAUUAUAAAGAUCCCCGCGAACGCUUAAUUUGGUCAGUUUUUAGACCUUUCCAAACAGGAUCUGUAACCCUGUAAUACUCGCACUUGGUGGAGACAUACAUUUCGCAACUAAAGACAAGGGAGGAACCUUCUCCAAUUAAUUCGCGAGCUUGCCGCAUUGUCAUUUCUAACGGCCACGAGGCUACGUAUGCCCGUUCAUUCAAUUCCGGUUGAAGUUGAAAUUACUUAACACCAACCUCCCGCCCCGUGAUAUCACUGCAAGUUUUUUAUACACAUUUUUAUUGUUGACUUAUUAGUUCGUGCGACACUAAUUUCUCGUCAGUCCUAAAACCACGCUUGGCGGAUUAACCCCUACACAUAAACCUUGUCGGCGAGGGAGUAGAAAAGAGCAGAAAUUUUUACGUGAUCGUCGCGCAGCGACGGUGUAGAAGGAUAUAAGAACCUGUUCGGAUUGAAAACUUUGACAAAGAUUGAGAAAAGAUUGACAAAUCGUUGCUAUGGACAACCCUCAGAUGUUGCUCACCAUCAAGAAAGUCGGGAAUGACGCCUUUAAAGAUAAAGAUUACCACAAGGCUAUCGCCAUCUAUACCAAAGGAUUGUCAAUCGAACCAACAAACACCGACCUCUUAUCAAACCGUGCCGCAGCUUAUCUCAACUUCGGACUUUACUCGAAAGCCUUGCUUGACACUGAAACUGUCCUCUCGUCCAAUCCCCGUCACAAAAAAUGUCUCUACCGCAAAGUUAAAGCAUUGUGGGGACUCUGCCGAUACGUGGAAGCACAAAACUUUAUCAAACAAUUCAAUAUUAAGAAUUUGUCCGACAAAGCAGACACGCUCGUUACCCAGAGUCAAGGAAACUUUAAAAUUUCUGAAAUCAAAAAACUUCCAAACCAAGCGCGCCUCGACCUUGCAAACUAUCGCGGUCCUAUCGAAAUUUCUCCCGUGGAGGGAAAAGGACGUGGCAUUCUGGCCACGGAUUGCAUUCCCGUCGGAACUUUGAUACUUGUGGAGAAAGCGUUUUGCAUCGUAUUUGAUGAGGACGUCGACCUCUGUAAGAAACAUCAUUUAACUGGAAAGCAUCAAGAUGACUGGUCGGACGAGGAUACUUUGGUGAUACGUACUGCUGCAAUGCUGAAAAUUGACGAAUCACUUAAAGAACAAAUUUUCGACUUAUAUUCUGGCCCUGAUUCGCUAGAGAAUAUGACUGAUAAUGAUUUGAUGAAGACGAAAAGUAUUGUAGGACUCAAUUUUUUCAGUUGCAGUGCUGAUGAAUCCAUUGUUACUGCUGGAAAACCAAAUAAUGCUGGAUUAUGGGUUUUACCCUCAUACCUUAACCAUAGCUGUCCAAUGAUAUCGUGCCUAUGUUACAUGUUAAAGGGGGAGUGGGCGGAGGGGCCUUGAAAAUCGCGAUUUUUGCUCUACGUAAUUUAUGAGCGGCCCCUAAUGAGUUAUUCAACGCAAAGAUAAGUGUCACGUGAUUCCUAAUUUUUUACUCGAUUUUUUAAUAAAAUCGAUAUACAUAAAAUCCCGCUGUAGCUUGAAGCAAGGUUACAUUAUGAGUUUUAUUAAACUUGAAGAAAUUUGGUUUUUGCAGACUUCUCUUCGAUGGAGUAAAAUGUUAUCAAUCAAGUGAAUGAUGUUACGAUCUUGCCGCCACCCUUUUAUGAUUGAAGCCCUAUUCCCGUCAGAGACCAAGCCUUGCGAGUCGUUAAAAGUCUUGGCACCUUUUGUCGGCUGAUACGAUGCGAUGUGGCAGGGCGACAGGCACGUAAUGGAGCUACUACCUCCUCCCAUGGGGCAUUUGGAAGAUGAGAAGAAUCAUUUGACUCAGGCAUCACCCAGCACUAUUGCACGUUUUAAGGGAAAACUAUUGUCCAGGUUUCCAAAUUUGAUGACGCAAUGUGAAGAUCAUAUCUCUUCGUUUGAUAGAUUUCGGCAAAAUAUGGAUUUGCAAGAUGUCUAUGAUUCUGACUCAUAAUUUACGAUAUAAAAUUGAAAAUGUUCUUAACAAUUUUAUGAAUUUUGGGUUUGCUGAUAAUUUUUAAUUUAUUCAAAAAUUUGGGUAAGAAGACGGCAUUUUCAGAACUAUAUUUAAAUUCAAAUUCAGAUUUGUAAAAUCAUAUAUAUUUAUUGAAGUGUACAUAAUUACGAUUAAUUAAAAGAUAUCGCUGUGAUUAAUUGGAAUUUUUGAUAGAAUUUUUUUAAUUUGUAGAGAAUACAUAUGCCAAUUAUUUAUAUAGUUGUCGGAAACAUGUUCGUAAUA